GAGAUGGCGAUUACGGUGCGAGACGGGAGUCGCGAAACUACGCGAAGUAUUCCUCCUCCGAAUCGGGAGAGGGAUAGAGAGAGAAAGAGAGGGAGAGGGAGAGAGAGAGGAGGGGGAGGAUAAGGGAUAGAGAAGAGAUGAGGUCUUCGAUCAAUCGUCCCCCGACGCCGGACGCCAAUGAAGAACCCGAGAAGGAACCCACCCUUCAAGAAAUCAUCAACAUCAAGUUGAUCGAGAGUGGGGAGAAGGAGAAAUUGAUGGAGCUUUUGAGAGAGAGGCUCAUAGAGUGCGGCUGGAGGGACGAAAUGAAAGCUAUUUGCAGGGCUUAUGCUAGGAAGAAGGGAAGAAAUAAUGUCACAGUGGAUGAUCUUGUCCAUGUUGUCACUCCGAAAGGAAGAGCAUCGGUCCCAGAUUCCGUGAAAGCUGAGUUGUUGCAGCGCAUUCGGUCUUUUCUCACAUCAGCUGCAAUUUGAUACAUGUUAAACAGUGAAUACUGGUGGGAUCAAGGUACUGCACUGUUUUUCUGAAGUUAGUCAUUACGUAUUUAUGUAAAUUCUGAUCCUUAGACCAAGAGUCACAAUUAGGCAAGACCAAGUACUGCCGUCCAGUGGUUGCCAUAUUAGGAUUGCUUCCAAUUGUCGUCUUUGUAGUCUCUGACUCUUUGACCUGGGGCCUAUUUUAAAGUUUGAACGCUCAUGUAACACUUUUCAGAAAAUAUUGAAAGUAGGAGAGAAACACUUAUAGGUUGAUGUGCUUGGAUAGAAUUUACAAGUGAUAUGUAUGUGAUCGUGCAAUUAUAUGGAAAUAUCGUACAUGCUAUUAAAUUCAA
Elaeis guineensis (African oil palm) is the source of this 829-nucleotide messenger RNA. Its product is annotated as transcription and mRNA export factor ENY2. Gene Ontology annotation, molecular function: transcription coactivator activity. Gene Ontology annotation, biological process: positive regulation of DNA-templated transcription; mRNA export from nucleus. The record is from RefSeq and is a predicted model, not a curated record. Gene Ontology annotation, cellular component: SAGA complex; nuclear pore. NCBI's taxonomy places the organism in Eukaryota, Viridiplantae, Streptophyta, Magnoliopsida, Arecales, Arecaceae.